GCGAGGCGCAUGCGCCCAGUGCCGCCUAGGCUGGUCUCCGGGACGCCUCUCUUGACCGGUUUCGCCUCGCAGAGCCGGCAGGUCCGGGUGCUGCGGCGACCGUGCUGCCUUGCCUCCUGCGCCUCCCGGGCUGUAGCGGGCUGAGGUGUGCGGUGGCUCUGGACAGUGCCAUGAUCCGGCAAGAGCGCUCCGCAUCCUACCAGGAGCUGAGUGAGGAAUUGGACCAGGUGGUUGAGAACUCAGAGCAGGCAGACGAGCAGGACAAGGAGACGGUCAAAGUCCAAGGUCCGGGUGUCUUAACAGGCCUGGAUAGCGAGUCCGCCUCUAGCAGCAUCCGCUUCAGCAAGGCCUGCCUGAAGAACGUCUUCUCGGUCCUGCUCAUCUUCAUCUACCUGCUGCUCAUGGCCGUGGCUGUCUUCCUGGUCUACCAGACCAUCACGGACUUUCGUGAGAAACUCAAGCACCCUGUCAUGUCUGUGUCUUAUAAGGAGGUGGAUCGCUAUGAUGCCCCAGGCAUUGCCCUGUAUCCUGGACAGGCCCAGCUGCUCAGCUGUAAGCAUCAUUACGAGGUCAUUCCCCCUCUGACAAGCCCUGGCCAGCCAGGUGACAUGAAUUGCACCACCCAGAGAAUCAACUACACGGACCCUUUCUCCAAUCAGACUGUGAAAUCUGCCCUGAUUGUCCAGGGGCCCCGGGAAGUGAAGAAGCGGGAGCUGGUCUUCCUCCAGUUCCGCCUGAACAAGAGUAGUGAGGACUUCAGCGCUAUCGACUACCUCCUCUUCUCUUCUUUUCAGGAGUUCCUGCAAAGCCCAAAUAGGGUAGGCUUCAUGCAGGCCUGUGAGAGUGCCUAUUCCAGCUGGAAGUUUUCUGGGGGCUUCCGCACCUGGGUCAAGAUGUCAUUGGUGAAGACUAAGGAGGAGGAUGGGCGGGAAGCAGUGGAGUUCCGGCAAGAGACAAGUGUGGUUAACUACAUUGACCAGAGACCAGCUGCUGAGAAAAGUGCUCAGUUGUUUUUUGUAGUCUUUGAAUGGAAAGAUCCUUUCAUCCAGAAAGUCCAAGAUAUAAUCACUGCCAAUCCUUGGAACACAAUCGCUCUUCUCUGUGGGGCCUUCUUGGCAUUAUUUAAAGCAGCAGAGUUUGCCAAACUGAGUGUGAAAUGGAUGAUCAAAAUUAGGAAGAGAUACCUUAAAAGAAGAGGUCAGGCAACAAACCAUAUAAGCUGAAGUUGCCUUGCACUGUUCAUAGAACUGCCUGCAUUAAUGGAGGUUGUCAUCACUUCCACCUUGAUAAACCAAGCUGCCAGCAAUCCUGUACUCACUUGAAGAAAUGAGGCACUGGGAGAAACAGCCUGUCAAACUGGAACUUCUGACCUGGCCCGAAAGGUGGCUGUUUAGAGUCUAAUAGAAAAGAUCCAAUGGAUGACCUAAAAGUUAUUUAAGUAUUUAAAUUAUUAAUGAACAUUGUAAAGAGCUGUCCAGUGACCUUUGAAAGGAUUUGUGGAAGAUGCCAUUCUUCCUGGUUGGUUCGUUGUAUAGUUAAAUUCUAGCAGUAUAAUUAAGGCUCUACGUAUUGCCUUAGGUUUUCCCCCUAGGUUUUUAAAAUAGGCAGAAUAGAAUGUGAUUUUCUUUUCCUAAAAAUCUUAACUGUCAAGAUACGUGGGUUGUGCUUUGGAGCCUGUGCACUAUAUACAAAGAAAGGUAAAUGUCAAGCCACUGACAAGCUCUCUCAUUUGUUAAAUAUUAAAUGAGACCUUAAAGGUACUAGAAACUAGUAAUUAAACUUCUUAUAGACUGAUUAGCCAUCUACUUGUCUGGCUGGAAUAUCUAUCGAUGCAGGUAUGAGUUUAGAGUGAUUAACACGCAAAAGCACUAGAACCGAUGUACAUAGUAGGUGCCUACUGACUAUAUUUGAAUGAUUUCAUGAAUAGGUAAAUAAAAGGUUAGUACAAAAGGAACGGGUGUGCCAGUAUGACUAUCUGCUAAAUCGAUAGGUACCAAUACUCUCUCAUUCUGUGACCUCUAAAAACAAAAGGCAGCUUGAUUCCCAAGAUGGAUGGAUCUGAUUCCUGAGAGAUGUUCUAACUGCUUCCAGGAAAAGGUAGGUUGGGCAUGGUGAUCAAUGGUGGGUGACUAGGAAGAGUGGCAUAUCAUGUCCCAUAAGUCAUCUGUGUUAAUUCUUCACCAUGUCCUAUAAAACCACCCAUCAUCUGAGAAAGGGGCACUCAGUAUGACCCUCAAAACUUUUAGCUAGCCUUUUAUAGAGACGAAUAUCUAUUAAAAAGCCAUUUUGGUAUUUUUCACAUUCACUGAUUUAAGAUAUAAAAAUUGUUUCCAGAAUUUUAAGUUAUCUACAUGACCACUACAAUCAAAGAGGACUUGGUAGCAUUUCUUAAAUUUCAUAAUCUGGAAUUGGAUAAUCCAAAGGGACCAACUCAAAUGUAUGAAUAGGGCGUUUUUCUCUCAUGUCUAACUUAGCAGCAAGAAACUGUUUCUUGGUUGAAUUAUUAAAAGUCAACUGUGUAAAGAGAUUCCUGGCUACUAUUAUGCUCCAGAGAAGCAUGAGAAUUCAAAUUUUAGCCUAGGUCUCUUUGAAAAUCUUACUGUAGGGCAAAUGCAAAGCCAGGCAUAAAAGCUUACAACAACAGUAUUGAAAAACAGGUGUGUGUUCCUCUAUUAUUACUUAACUAUCUAAUAAAAUUUGCAUCACCGAA
Carlito syrichta (Philippine tarsier) is the source of this 2710-nucleotide messenger RNA. RefSeq names its product transmembrane protein 206 (gene PACC1). The transcript is spliced from 8 exons. The record is from RefSeq and is a predicted model, not a curated record. Gene Ontology annotation, cellular component: cell surface. NCBI's taxonomy places the organism in Eukaryota, Metazoa, Chordata, Mammalia, Primates, Tarsiidae. Bases 171 to 1223 code for a protein of 350 amino acids.